UCAAUUCAUCCAAUCUACAUACAAAAAAUUUUCACUCCAUUCAAACAAUCAAAAGCACUUGAUAUUUGAUAUCCAACACUACUCAAUGGCUCCCUCCUUCUCAGAUGACUACACACAUUUUGCUGUAAAGAAGGGGCAUGGUGUUAAGGGCAUCUCCGAGCUCGGCCUCAAAGCGUUACCAAAGCAAUAUAUUCAACCUCUCGAGGAGCGAAUAGACAUGACGAAAGUGUUGGAUAAAGAAUCCAUACCCGUGAUCGAUAUGUCGAAUCUGGAUGAUCCGAAUGUGGCUGAUCAGAUUGCGAAUGCUGCGGAGAAGUGGGGAUUCUUUCAGAUUGUUAAUCAUGGAGUCCCCAUUGAGGUUCUUGAGGAUGUGAAGGAAGCCACCCGGAGCUUCUUUCAGUUGCCUGCUGACGAGAAGAUCAAGUUUUCGCAAGAAAAUUCUCCCACAAAACAUGUUCGGUUUGGAACAAGUUUUAUUCCGAAAGCAGAAAAAGCCCUUGAGUGGAAAGACUACCUCAGUCUCUUCUAUGUUUCUGACGAAGAGUCUUCCACAUUUUGGCCAGCCGCAUGCAAGAACGAAGCGAUAGAAUUCAUGAAGAAGUCCGAGUUUGUGAUCAAGUGGCUGCUACAAGCCCUGAUGCAGAAGCUAAAUGCGGAGAACAUGGACUCAAAAGCACCACUCCUAAUGGGUUCCAAGAGAAUCAACCUCAACUACUAUCCCAUCUGCCCAAACCCCGAGCUCACAGUGGGAGUUGGGCGUCACUCCGAUGUCUCCACACUCACAUUUCUCCUUCAAGACAAUAUCGGAGGACUCUACGUCCGCAAAAUGGAGACCGACGCCUGGAUCCACGUGCCUCCGAUAAGCGGAUCGAUAGUAAUCAACGUUGGUGAUGCUCUUCAAAUCAUGAGUAAUGGAAAAUACAAGAGUGUUGAGCAUCGUGUCGCUGCUAAUGGGAGCAACAACAGAGUUUCGGUGCCUAUUUUUGUGAAUCCCAGACCAGAAGAUAUCAUUGGGCCGCUACCUGAGGUGCUAAGGAACGGAGAGAAAGCGAUGUACAAGCAGGUUUUGUAUUCGGAUUAUGUGAAACAUUUCUUCAGGAAAGGGCAUGACGGAAAGGAGACCAUUGACUUUGCUAAGAUAUGAUCGUGCUGAUAUUGGAAAAAUAUCUGUUUCAUUUGUCAAUUCAUAUAAGUCACUUGGACAUCAUUGCAAUGGAAUUAUUUAUUGAUAUUAAUAUAUAUUUUUUGAUCA
Molecule: messenger RNA, 1252 nt
Organism: Daucus carota subsp. sativus
Lineage: Eukaryota; Viridiplantae; Streptophyta; Magnoliopsida; Apiales; Apiaceae
Product: feruloyl CoA ortho-hydroxylase F6H1-3
Exons: 2
Coding region: 86-1144 (352 amino acids)
Source: RefSeq, a predicted model, not a curated record